AUGAACACUAUAUUAGACAAUGCAAUAACUCUUAAUGAUAAAAUCAAAAUACUUGAAAACAAUAAAAAUAAUACUAAAAACCUUGAUCUUUAAGCUAUUUAUAAACACAUUCACAAUUUUAAAUAAGAUUCUGAUUUAUUACUUGAACAUGCUUUAAAAAUUAAUUUUGGAAAUAUUUUCAAAAUUCAAGUUCAAAAUCUUGAAAAUGAAGCUAUAUAAAUAUUUAAAAAGGCAUGUGAAUCUGCUAGAGAUUUAAAUCACAUAUACUUAUAUGUUAAAUAUAUUUAGCAAAUUAGUCGAUAGGAUAUAUAAAAAGCUUACUUAAAAGAAUUGGGAUUUUAGACAGAGAAACUCAUUACAGAAUUUAGAUAAAAUGGAACUAUUAUUUAACAAUUACGUUUAGAUAAAAAUGACAUAACUAAAUAGAGAUCUAUAAUUCAAAUGAUUUCAACAUUAUGUCCAUUAGACUUAGGAUUUAAUCCAGAAUUAUUCUCCUUAAUGUUAAUUCCAUUUAAAUGUCUUCAAAAGGCUGAUUUAAUUGAUAUUUCCUUAUUAGAAAGAUUGGCAGAUGUUUUAUUAUCUUAAUGUUAUGGUUAAGGGAGUGCAAAUCAAAAUUAAGUUCAUGAUUGGUUAGCUCUUUUGACUGGUAUUAUUUAAUAUGCUUAUGAAGGAAAUUCUAUUGGAUUAUUUAUAUUAUUACGUAAAGUAUUUUUUUUUUUAAUUUAUAGAUAUCACAAAAAAAUAUUAUUGAAUUACUUGAGAAAUAUAAAAGUUAUAUGCUUCUAAAUUAUUUUAAUAAUUCAUAAGUGACACUUAAAAUAUUUCAAGGAUUAACUUUUUAUUCAAUUACUUAAUAGAGUAUAAUCUUUAUUAGAAUAAUAAGUUAAUAUCUUUAUGAAUAUGCAAUUGAAUUAAGAAGUAAAUAAUAUUCAGACAUUCUUAAAUAUAUUUACAAAGAAUUCAUUUUAACUUCUCUUUUAGGAAAUAUCUAAAUGGUUAAUCAUAGUACAGAAUUAAUUGAUCUACUAUAAUUUUAUAUUGUUGGUAUGUCAUCAAUUGAUUAAGAACCUUUAAAAAAAUCUUUGGAUUUAUUAUACAACAGGUUGAAAUUAAUAUCAAAUUCUAAAGUAUUUUAAAAGGAAUUUGUUAGCUAAAGAUAUUAUUUCUUAGUAAAUAUUGCAAAAUAUUAUGAUGGUUUAAAUAUGGAUGAUGACUUUUUAAAUAUCAUAAAAAUCUAUUAAUAAAAAGAUUCGAUAUAAAAAAGUGAAAAGUAUAAUUAAUGGAAUUUUUCACAAUUUUAAGAAUUUGAGAGUUAUAUAGAUUAAAAUAUCUUAUAAAGAGAUUCAAAAGAUUUUGUUGGUCUUGAAAAUCUUACUAAUACUUGUUUUAUGAAUAGUAUAUUAUAAAGUUUAUAUAUGACAUAAUCUUUUAGAAAGUUUGUAAUUCAAUUAAAAUUUACAGAUUAAUCAUUAUAAUUGAUUCCUCAUGCAUCAAAAUUAAGUAGUCUUUAAAAAUUAUUUUUAUUAUUGACUUAUUAAAAAAAAGGAUAUUGUUCUCCUUAUGAAUUAAAAAGAUAAUUAAGAGAACCUUAUAGUAAUACAAAUGAUUAAUAAGAUGUAAGUGAAUUUGUACAUCAUUUUCUUGAAGAUCUAUUAGAAUUAUUGCCAAAACAUUUAUAAAUACCAUUAGAGAAGAUUUUCUUUGGGUAUCAUAGAUCAUGUAUUGAAUGUUUUAAUUGUCCUAAAAGAUAACCAACAUAUCGUCCUAAAGAAAAGUUUUUGGGAAUAGAUUUACAUUUUAAUGAAGAAGAAGAAGAUAAUUAAGAUCUUUAUGAUAUGAUUAGAAAAGCAUAUGAAAAAGAAUAAAUAGAAUAUACUUGUGAUAGAUGCAAUUAAAAAACUAAUUAAGUUUAUAAAUCUUAAUAACUGAUUUAAUUACCAUCUGUCUUAUUUAUGAUAGUGCAUCGGUAUAUUUAAUAUCAUAUUUAAGUUUCACAUUUGAUUCUACUACAUUAACAAUGAAAAAAAUGUUAACAAAAGUACCAUUUAGAUUUCAAAUUGAUUUUAGACAUAUCUUUAAUAAAUAAAAAUUAAAUAGUAGAGAUUGUAUCUAUGAUCUUUAUGCAUUUAUUAUCCAUCUGGUAUGAUUAUAUAAUAUCAUAAUAAAAUAGGGUAAAAAUAGUAACUCUGGACAUUACAUUUGUUAUGCUAGAUAACUUGAUAAACCAGAUGUUUGGGUAACUUUUGAUGAUACGAUGAUAACAAAUUUAGAAUAUAAUAGUGAUCAACUUGAUAAAGAACUUAUGUAAUUGAUAUAUAAUAUUUAUGAUAGAGAAGAAGAGACACCCUAUUUAUUGUUUUAUCAAAAUUAAUCAGGUUAACCUUUAAUUUUAAAUAAUUGA
Molecule: messenger RNA, 2401 nt
Organism: Paramecium sonneborni
Lineage: Eukaryota; Ciliophora; Oligohymenophorea; Peniculida; Parameciidae
Source: the annotation of a GenBank genome assembly